AUGCAAGUGAAAGUGAAAACGUUAACAGGCAGGAAUAUCUUAGUUGAUAUUGAACCUCAAGAUAAAAUAAUAAGAAUCAAAGAAAUGAUGGAAGAAAAGGAAGGUAUUUCACCAGCACAACAACGUUUAAUUUUUAAUGGUUCACAGUUGGAUGACGACAAAACUGUCCAGGAAUCAGGAAUACAGGAAGGAGCUUCAUUACAUUUGGUGUUGACAUUGAGAGGUGGUUAUCAUUGA
Messenger RNA from Lodderomyces parapsilosis, 237 nucleotides. It is a transcript of the gene RUB1, whose product is annotated as NEDD8 family protein. Gene Ontology annotation, cellular component: nucleus; cytoplasm. Gene Ontology annotation, molecular function: ubiquitin protein ligase binding; protein tag activity. Gene Ontology annotation, biological process: modification-dependent protein catabolic process; regulation of proteolysis; protein neddylation. The record is from RefSeq and is a predicted model, not a curated record. The coding region runs from base 1 to 237 and encodes 78 amino acids. The transcript has a single exon. Lineage: Eukaryota; Fungi; Ascomycota; Pichiomycetes; Serinales; Debaryomycetaceae.